GAGUGCAACAACUUGUUGUUUUCGGUUGGGUUGGUUCUGUUUCUGUUGUGCAAUAUAUUUUGUCUUGGUUUAUGUCCCAUGAGAUAAGACAACUCAGGUGGGAUCGUGCGGUUUGGAAUCAUGAAUUGGGGUCUAAUGAAAAGAAGUCAGCUUCAUGCUAGGCCAUCACCUUCAUGUGGACUAUGCACAAUUGCCGAAGAAGCAGAUAUUGAUUAUGCAUUUCUCCGGCUUCAAAAGCUUGAAGAAAUCAAUCGAACAGUCCAAAAAGAGUGCAAGAACCUGAAAGAGUCAUUUUCCACUUUAGCCCGUUGUGAACAGAAGCUCACUUCAGAUCUGUCAUCAUGUAACCAAGUGUAUGAAGAGGAACAUUUCAGAGUCUUAGCAGAAGAAUACCACUCAGUUUCCAAACAAAUGGGGGAAUCUGCCAAACAAUUUUCUGAUAUUGUACAAGUUACUGUGAAUGACCCCUUAAAGAAACUUGCUAAUGAAUUUGGAAGUGCACAAACAGCUAUUAAAAAAAGAGAUCAAAUGAUUACUGAUCUCCUUCCUGUAAGAAAACAGUUAGAAAAACUCAAGGAAAAGGAGAGAACAGGAACAAACAUUGCAAGGACAGAGCAGCUUAAACGUUCCUUAUCUGUUAUGGAAGGAGAUUUUAAAACUACAAACAAACAACUAUUGAAUGACAUGAACACAAUGUUGGAUCUGCGAGCAGAUUACAUUGAACCAUCCCUGUUAGCAUUAAUUCGAGCCGAAACUAAUUACUAUGGUGAAUGCACGAAACUAUUCAAUUCAUUAGUCCUUCACAGCGGCACUAGUCCUAAAAGAACUUCUCCGAAAGCGACAAAAAGCGAACCAGCUGCUUCAGAGUUAAUAGCACAAUUUAGUCAAGAUAUGCAAGCUAUACGUGCUCUUUCCAUUGUUGCUGAUAAGUAAAAUUAAAGCUAUGCAUUACCAAAAAUUUGUUGUAACAGUCCAUCCAGCAUCCUAUACCCGUCACAUUUCUUUCCUAUAAUAAUAUUUAGUAUUGGUGUGCACUCAAGUGUCUUAAAAACUGUUAUAAAUACUUUUAUAAAUACAGAGUACAUUUUUCGUCGAA
Molecule: messenger RNA, 1096 nt
Organism: Daphnia pulex (common water flea)
Lineage: Eukaryota; Metazoa; Arthropoda; Branchiopoda; Diplostraca; Daphniidae
Product: bridging integrator 3-like
Exons: 3
Coding region: 121-933 (270 amino acids)
Biological process (GO): actin cortical patch localization; endocytosis; plasma membrane tubulation
Cellular component (GO): actin cortical patch; cytoplasm
Molecular function (GO): lipid binding; protein binding
Source: RefSeq, a predicted model, not a curated record